This is a messenger RNA of Ylistrum balloti, 4293 nucleotides long. RefSeq lists its product as uncharacterized. The record is from RefSeq and is a predicted model, not a curated record. Lineage: Eukaryota; Metazoa; Mollusca; Bivalvia; Pectinida; Pectinidae. Bases 114 to 2063 code for a protein of 649 amino acids. Gene Ontology annotation, cellular component: cytoplasm. The transcript has 3 exons.
CACGCGGAAAACCCGACGGGAAUUCCCCUUAGUAUUUUUGGAAUCCGUCUGCCAUUUGCAGUGUUUCGUUCCUCGUGAGGGACUACGUGAUGAUGGGACCCCUGCCCUGAGAAAUGCCCCAAGCGCAUUCAAAAAGCUCAUGGUACGGCCUGCCUCUUACACUCUCCCUCGUAAUCACCUGUUGCGAAAUGGACAGUCGGUCUCAAGCCAAGGAGUUGUACUCCGAACUCCGCUGUUCCGACAAUGAGGAGGAGAGUAAUUGCAAUACACUGCAGCAGGCGAAACAGUACAUUCAGCAACACUUGUACAACGCGAAGCCAAGCGAGAGAUUCAAGUUUCAGGAGUUCGCCACUAUCAUCACUGAAAGUGCUGCUAUGCCAUACUUCAGUCCGAAUAAGGCGUCAUCGGCGUUUCAGAACUUGGAGAUCUAUCUCAUACUCAUUCUUAACAGUCCAUGGAAGUCUGAGUAUAAAACUGUCAGGAAAUACUCCGGAUUUUUUCAAAGCAAAAUCGAAUCCCAUCUGCAGAAUGCGACUUCAGUUUUCAAGCUUGUUGGAUUUUCGGAAACAAAAGAUGGUGUGUUAACUUUAGUAAGACGAAUAAAUAAGGACUUUAUUUUAGCUGUAGCAUUUGAUUGUUUGGUAGCUGCGGAGGAGUGUUGUAUUAUAAAUGCGGCUCGUCAGAACAGCGAUAAAGGAAUAAGUUAUGCACACAUCGUACGAGUAAGAAAUAACCACCCUUGUGACGUAGGACAGUUAGUCGAUCUCCUUCGGAAAGACUUACCUUACAAUUCUGAUUACAUGGUGAAGGACCGCCGAGGCGAACAGGACAUGCAUACUGAUACACCGAUACCAGGUAACUCGAAAUUUUACAGGAAAGAAAAAACUUUGCACGGUAGUGUUAACAUACCUUACGCAGAUGAUGAUUCUACCGAACGGGCUGACUUGCGCGAAGCAACCUUUGAGGAACACUGCAUGGCCAGUCUUCGCCUCCUGCAGGAAGAUGUUGCCGUGCCUAAGGCCAAACCUGUACAGGUAACUAAAGGAGGAGCAGAUGAAUGGUCGUUCGUCCGGGAGGGUCUUCAAGACAAAUUUGGAGAGGAUUAUUUCAAUGGUCCAAGAGGGGAUGUACUUAAAGGUGAUGAAAUGAUUGACAGAGAGGCAAUUGAGACUGAAAGGAGACAGGUUAUUCAGCCUCCACGGCCCCACGGGCCAAGUUACCGAGACUCUGGGUAUCAGGAUAGCUACACGGCUCCUAUUUACUACCCACCAACUGCAGACACGGGAUACGAGUCUCAGGUGGUGUCAAAAGCAGCAGGCUCAUCUACGUCAUACGCUAAGAUGCCACCUUUUAGUGACGUCACGCCACCCGGACAUUUUACACAACAGCGAGGUCUGUCAAGAGGGAACGAAACAACUUACUUGCAUCCUGUGGCUAACGAGGAUUCUCCCAGUAAACUUAUUGUUUAUCCGGAGCAUCCUAGCGAAAUGGUACACGGAAACAGGACCCAUCCCCAACUCCAAACGAGAGAGCCUAGUCACAUCUUAUCCAGUGGCAGGAAAACCUUCCCAACAUCCCCUCCGCGAACCCCUGAAAAUGCAACGAACACGAGACCGAUUUCUAAAAGCAUGUCUCUAAGAUCCCCAAACGAAACAACAUCUAGACAAUCAAAUAUAAAUCCAAGACCUCUUCCAGUCCCGCCUUCUGGCGUGAUGAAGGAAUUUGUGACGGAGCAAAAUUAUAACACAGCGCCCCCGUACGGUACCAGUCGUUCAGCUCCUGUUGCACGCCGGGACGCGCCGGACGUACUUCCGCCUCGUUUACCUAGACAGUUGAGUUCAGACCGGACGAUUGUCUGGCCCUGUCGCUUUUGUACAUAUGAAAAUUUGAACGAAGUGCAAGUGUGCGCCAGUUGCGGAAAGUCAAGGGCGACAAAUACAAGUAGUGAGUUUGAUAUCACCACAAAGAAAUGUUUAAUGUGUACUUUCAAUAAUCCUCCUGAAGUUACGCAUUGCAAAAUGUGUGAGUCAGACCAGUUAUCAGCUAUACAAUCCGCAGUUUAACAAUUCCUUAAAUGAACUCUGUUGUCCCGUCCUCCUGUGCCACCCUAUAAAAGUGUUGUUGUGAUACAUUCUGUUUACUCAGUAACAUUUCCAUUUGCCAUGAAAUUGUUGAAAAAUUAUGCUUCUUUGAUAAGUAAUUAUAUCUUGGUGUUCUCUGUGUAUCACUAGGCUGAACAUUGAUAUUUGAGUGCUAUAUAGCUGAAAAAUUAAGCAGGAAUGCCUUUGAAUACAUUUCUUGAUUUGGUGCUUCGGUUGCAACGGCUACCCAAUACUUUGUGGUAGUAGCUGUCUUGCUUUAUAAACAGGAAAGAAGGAUAGAGAGGAAUAAAGAGGAAAGACUCACGGAAAAAGUAUGAGUGAUACAAGCUAUGAGGUUUGGCGUAGAUAAAAGAUAGUGUCCAAAACAUUAGCUUUGAUUUCGUUCUUAUUCUACUUAAAUUGUUAGCAUUGAUUUGAAAGAAAUUUCAACAAUAGACAUUUCUGAUACUUAAUUUUUUUUAGGAUGCGGGAAAUGAAACCACAUGAGAACGUGAUCCUCGUCCUGCAAAUUUGAUAUCUUUCGAUCGAAUUUGCGACAUGGGGGUCUUGAAAUUGUGCCAAUAGUUUAAUUGUGAUUUGUGUAAUAUUUCGACCAUACUACCUAUUUUUGGGAUGGGAAAUAAGAAAAAAAUAUAAGAGCAUGGUUAUAAAGUUUUUUUCACCCACCAUCAUUUGAUCAGAUGAUGGGCUUUUCAAAUCGCCCUACGUCCGUCCGUCCGUCCGUAAACAAUUUUUGUUUUCGCUAUUUCUUGAGGAGUGCUGGAUGGAUCUUUCUCAAAUUUCAUAUGGAUGUUCCCCAUAGUCCCUAGUGGUGCCGGUUUGAUUUUGGGACUGAUCAUAAAAAGAUUAUGGCCGAUAGGAUCUUAGAUUUCGCCUAGUAAAGUUUGUUACUCCUAUUUCUUUAGAAGUACUGAAUGAAUCUUUCUCAAAACACAUAUGUAGGUUCCCUUUUGGUCCCUAGUUGUGCCCGUUCGAUUGAUUUUUGGAAUGAUCAGAAAAAUGGCCUUUAGACGACCAUCUUGGAUUUGACAGUUAAAGAUUAUCAUCGUUAUUCCAGCAAAGGAAUGUUCAAAUUUCUUACCGUUAAGAGCAAAAAGAGGACAAGGGAAAAGCUUCAAGUAAAGAUCUCUCUGGAACCUCUUGUUAGUGGUAAUCUAUCAUCUGCGGUUGGUUACAUUGCUUGCUCAAUUGAUGAUUGCGUGGAAUAUUAUCGCAAUUUAAGACAGCAUAAUGUGGGAGUAAAAGUAAUAGAUAUAGUUUUAAAUCUUUAAUAUCAAUGCUGUGGGCGUAUACAACACACGUACAUAUGUACUAUCCCACGGUAUAUGUAUUAGUACGUUAGCUAGGUUAUAUUGUGAAGAUAUAUGUUUGAAAUAUGGCCUCGAUGUUAUACUUGAUGGAAAUGUCUCUUAUCUUCAGGACAGGUUUUGCCCUCACAAGGAACCAUGGUUAAUAAUUGUAAUUUUCACGGCUUCACGUACUCCGGUCUUCUUUUAGCUUUUUGCCCAUCUCUAUAUAGCCUCGAGAUUUUACCAUCAUUAAACGUUUAAGUUGAUCCGUUCUCUUAAUACGGCACAUCGGCAUUGAUUUUUCAGCCUUUUUAAAAAUGCUUUGAUAUUUCUUUGUGACCUUUGCACAACGUAUCUAUCUUAGUAAAUUACAUUGCUAAUCGACAUUGAACAAUAGCUUGCUAGUAAUGUAGGCCUCUUUUUCAGACCUGGAUGUGACGUCAGAGAGUCUGACGCGGAAAACUUGUUGAAAUUCAAAACAGAAAAUCAAUUAUAAAAUGUAGAUCGAAAAGAUGAAGAGAACAAUUCUUUUUAGUUAAGUUACUUCAAUCCUCAUAUCGCUGAAUUUAACGCACUCCAUUCCCAUAUUGUUUUAUUGGAAGUUUCAUAUCAGCAAACGUUAAGUCCACACAAGUCUUUAAUCAGAGACACCCACGUCAUCUCUAUAUAGUGCUAUAGUAAGGCGCAUUGGCAGUUAUGUCCACACAAGUCUUUAAUCAGAGACACCCACGUCAUCUCUAUAUAGUGCUAUAGUAAGGCGCAUUGGCAGUUAUGAAUCCUCUGAUCGUAAUUAUCUGUUUUUGCGAUAGAGACUGAAGUCAAAUUAUUAACUACUUUCUGUAAUUCUUAUUCAUGCUUAUAUUUUAUUAAAUGAAAUAAUAAAUUAUUAAAAGUUCUAAUGA